AGACUAACCAAAGGCAUGGCAGUAAAUCAGCAAAAUCUAACUCUAGAUGAUAUUCAGGAUCAAGAAUAUGUUGUGGAUAAGAAAGAUAAAAUUAUCGAAGAAUGUGAAGAACUAUGGAAACAGAUGGAAAAAUAUCAGCAGGAGAUAGCACUUGCUGGAGGUGAAAGACUUAACCAUUCCGAUACUCAGCUAACAUUAUUAAUGAUGAGAUUAAAGAGUCUAACAGCAGAAUACAAUCAAUGGCUGAAAAGAAGUCCUGACAUAAUCCCAUUGAAUCUAGAAAAUCUGGUAGCACUAGGAAAAGAAGAGUUGCAAAAAUUAGACCAUGAUCUUGAAAUGUUACUGUCCACGAUUCAGUCAAAGAAUCAGAAACUACUGGAAGACUUAAGAAGAGAGCAAGGAUGGUUGGAUGAACAAGAAGAGCUAGUAGCAUCUCUCAGUGAAAAAUGUAAGGAAAUGAAAAAUCAAAGGAUGCCAGUUUCUGAGCAAAGAACUUUACUUGAACUGAAAACAAAAAUGACUAAAAUAAGAAGACAUAGAGAGAAUCUCUUGACCUCUCUCGGUGAGAUUCUAGACAAGCAUUUUCCUCUCCUUGAAGAAAAUGGAAGUAAGAAGAGAAAAAGAGACUGUCAGCCAAAUGCACAGUUAAUAACAAUGCAUGAAAUUUUAGAGGUUCUUAUAAAUAGGCUACUUCAUUCUCCACAUGAUCCAUAUGUAAAAAUUAAUGACUCCUUUUGGCCACCUUAUAUUGAGCUGCUGUUGCGUAGUGGAAUUGCGCUUAGACAUCAAGAUGAUCCAAGCCAAAUACGAUUAGAAGCAUUUCAUCAGUAAAAACAAUGUGUUUUCUUAGAUUUGGUACUUAGAAACCUUGGCACCUGAGCAUAAUAGAAGCCCAAGCAUAUGGGUAUUGCUUUCACACUGAAGUUUAACCUUUCAUUUGUUGCUGAUUUUCCACUUAUAUAUUCCUUUCUCAUUUAGUCAGCUUUGGAAUAUUGUAAAAUGUUU
Messenger RNA from Trichosurus vulpecula (common brushtail), 1005 nucleotides. It is a transcript of the gene CENPK, whose product is annotated as centromere protein K. The record is from RefSeq and is a predicted model, not a curated record. The transcript is spliced from 9 exons. Gene Ontology annotation, biological process: kinetochore assembly; mitotic sister chromatid segregation. NCBI's taxonomy places the organism in Eukaryota, Metazoa, Chordata, Mammalia, Diprotodontia, Phalangeridae. The coding region runs from base 16 to 831 and encodes 271 amino acids. Gene Ontology annotation, cellular component: nucleus.